CUUUAUCACAUUCAAAACUAUCCCAAGAACAUACAUACAACCGCAGCAAACUCUAUUACUUUGAUCAUGUCUCUCAGCAAUCUUCAAGUCAAUGGUCUAUAUGUUAUUCUUUUCCUGCGAACUUCGCCGCAUACGCCGAACAACUUCCACUGGGGUCUCUAUCUACACGGUGAUGCUACACAAGGAGGGACCAAGUAUCACAUCAAGCAACAGGGAUCUGGCUGGAUUGCAGAUCAUGGGAAGACUGCUGGCGUCUUCAAGUCCUUCUUGCUCGUCGGACUCUUCCAAAUCGCGACGAUCCCCACUGGUUGGAAGGGCCACGCCGACCAGCAAUUCCGAACGUACGAUUCAUCGCUGAACAGCUCGCCUAAUAUAACCUGUCGCGUCUGGCUUCUCUGGGUCCUGGCGUUGCUGCAGAAGGAGGUAAACGGGUACAAACUCCUCAAGUGUGCCGAUCUGAGCGCACUCGAGGCAGAAAUCAUCGCCUGGGGGAAUGAAAACGCCGCCUCCGCAGAUCUAAACCUCCAACCACGACCGGUCGCGGUAUCGAAAUACAUUCAAGGGUAAAGUCGUGCCUGAAUAUUUAGAAUGUUUGACUACAUUUUUGUGAUCCACCGCGGUCGCACCUCGGUGUAGUUUACCACCUCAAUGUUGACGAGGUUUAAAUCGCGAAGGCGCUAAAUGUUGCAACUAUCUCUUUACCACGCCCGUUUUAUAUGUAGAACUAUGCUGCUGUUAUUUUGUGUACUAAAUUUGUGGGUUGAGAGGCGGAUUGGAUAUGCAGACGUGGAGAUGCAUGACCUUUUGGAGGGAUCGGUGGGGAAGUGGAGGGCAAAGUAGGGGCAGUAGUGACCAAGAAUAAGUCUUGAAGGACUAAGAACAGACUAGGAGCUGAAAACAUGGAAGCGUAGCGCAUAUGA
Molecule: messenger RNA, 920 nt
Organism: Trematosphaeria pertusa
Lineage: Eukaryota; Fungi; Ascomycota; Dothideomycetes; Pleosporales; Trematosphaeriaceae
Exons: 2
Coding region: 67-567 (166 amino acids)
Source: RefSeq, a predicted model, not a curated record